AAAUUUGAUUUUGAUUUUUUGGUUACUAAAAAAAAAUUAUAGAUACAUGAUUUUUUCACCGAAUGUUCCGAUUAACAUUUUCUAUACUCUAUACAAUUUUUCUCUUUUUGAGCUAAUUAUUGGGAUAAGAUAUUUUUAUUAGUUAUGUUAUUAUAAUUAGUGUCAAAAAAAAAGUUCUUUGCCAUGUCAAAGAGUUUGAAAAUGUAAUACAAGGAUUAUAACUUAAGGUGUUUUCUGAGCAACACUUGGACCUUAUGUUACAUGCCACUGCCUAGGGUACACUGGAAAAUAAUUAUUAAAAUUCACUUACGCUGUAGCCCAUAAGUCUUAUAAAUUAAAUUAAACUUUUAGUUUCGGCAUUUGGUAUAGUUAGUUGGGUACUAGCUAUGUACUUUUUAAUAAUUGUUUUACUACCUAUGUAGUUAUGGCAGCUAAAGUGGUAAACUUUUAUACAUAAUCAACAGCUUGUUUAUGAUUUGCCCAUCUCAUAUCAGAAAAUUUUUUCAAUGUUAAAGUCCUGCCUAUCACACCUUCAAUUUGUCUUACUUGUAUAUCUUUUAAAAUAUGUAAUGUAGGUUAACUUCUGGUUAGAAAUGUGGACCAUGCAAGUUGGUAACAAAGUUGUCGCAAGCAAAUUGAUUAAAAUAUGAUAAUUUAUAAUUUAUAACGUAUAACAUUUUGUAUUGUACAGUUCUACGUUUGACAUCAACCGCCAGACUUGGAAUAAGUAUACUUAAUAAUACAAAAUGUGUAUAUUAUAAACUAUAAAACAAAAAAAAAAUCUAAAAAUCCCACACAUUGUAAAACCUACAGUAGGUACAUCAUUAAUUCCUAUUUACUCCAAAUACAAAAUAGUAAAAAAUAAACUCCUCUAUCUUAAUAUGUUGGAUAAUCAUUGAAUCAAGAACAAUUUUGGGAUUGACCACCCAUUCUUCUAAUCAUUGUUGUGGUUUUACAAGGAGUGUUGCUUAACAUUUUAAAGUUUUUUGACCAAGCAAACAUUUUUUUAUCAACAUUAAUUUUAAAAACUAGUAAUAAUGGAAAUUGUCAUAUGCCUAUAAAUCUCUCAACAUGAUCAAAAUAUUUUGAAUAUUAUAUGGCAUAUAGAAAAUGCUAAUAUAAACAAUCAAUUACAAUUUCACGUAUCUAAGGUAUUUUUUUUUUAGAGUUAAGCACGCAAAAACUAAAAUCGAUUUUGUCGAAUACCAAUUUUGCAUAAAAAUUCUCGUUUUUCCCUGCAAUUUUUACCUCCCCAAUGCACCAAAUAGAAUCACUUUCCCACCAGAAAAGAUACUGAAGUUAAAAAUCGAAACAUUAUUUUGACUACUUAUCGUGUAUACAGACACAAAAAAAACAGUUGUAGAAUUAAUUUAUUCAUUGCUGCGCUCAGAAUUUAAAAUAUUAUUUAUUCAACUAAUUUUGUAUUCUAAUUAUUUAUUUGGUUUUCAGUUGAUGAAAAUAAUUUCGAAUCUGUGACUGCCUAUUGAGCAAAUUUUGAUGCGACAUAGGAACCUUUAUUGAAUGAUAAUCCAAGACGUUUUGUCAUAUUUUCUAUUAUAAAUGACGAUAUUUGAGCAAUUUGCAAACUGUUAACUCUAGUUCAUCAAAGUGACUAAAAGUAAUUGUCUAAUUAAAGUGGACUUUUGUUUUUAGGGUCUUGAAGAUUGAAUGAGAUUGACUGAUGAAGAGCGUCAUUUUGUAUCCUACAUAUAAGCAUUUUUUACUGCUUCAUAUGACAUAGUCAAUGAAAAUCUUGUUAAACUAUUUUCUCAAGAAGUUCAACUAACUGAGGCUAGAUUUUUUUAUGGGUUUCAAAUAAUGAUAGAGAAUAUACAUUCAGAAAUGUAUAGCUUAUUAAUUGAUACAUAUAUUCAUGACCCAAAAGAAAAACUUUAAUUAAUGCUUCUGAAACUAUGCCAUGUGUAAAAAAAAUGGCAGAUUGGGCUUUUAAAUGCAUUACUUAUAGCAGCGGUUCUCAAACUGUGCUCCGCGGAGCCCUAAGGCUCCGCAAGAGUAGUAUAGGGGGUUCCCAAUGGAUCGUUGAAUCAGAACUCUUGCCUAUCAAGCCAAAUAUAAAAAUACUGGUCAAAAAAAAAAGCCAACAUCAUGGAUCACAUUAAAAUUACUCAAUAUUAAAAUUUAUAAAUUAGUAAAACAUUAUGUUUUUUUUCCUAUUAAAUUAAUUAAUUAAUAAUUUGUAUAUAUUCGUAUUUCACAGAAAAAUAUAAAAUAAAAAGCAAAUCAUUUACAAUUGACAUGAUUUUUUAUGCAUUAUUGUUGUCUCAAAUAGACAUUUCUGAUUUUUGGGGCUCCGUAAUUUUUUUGAGGAACAAGGGCUCUGCAAACAAAAAAGUUUGAGAACCCUUGACUUAUAGUAAAGCAACUUUUGGCAAAAGGUUAGUGGCCUUUGCUGUUGUUAAAGGUAUAUUUUUAUCUGAAAAUUUUCCUUCAAUAAUAUGGUUGAGAAAAGGAUAAUUAAUGCCAGGUUUAACUUUUAGCCACGAGUUGAUUUCUAGAGAUGAGGGUUUACAUAACAAUUAUGCCUGUCGCUUAUUUAAAUAUUUAUAUCAAAAGCCUCCUCAAGCUGUUAUAACACAGAUCAUUUGUGACUCGGUGACUAUUGAACAAGAUUUUUUGACUAAUGCUUUACCAAUUAGGUUGAUUGGCAAGAGGUGUGAAAAUAUGGCUAUAUUUAUUGAAUUUGUUGCUGAAAGACAAAGAAUUGGGAUGUCCUAUAGUUUACAGAUCGUCAAAUCCGUUCACAUUCACUUACUUCUCAACAAGGAAAUACAAACUUCUUUGAAAGAAGACUAAGCGAAAACCAAUUACCUUCAGUUGUACUUUGAAUUAUGUUUAUGAAUAAAAUUAUUUGUCAAUGACUAAUUUAUCAUUAUACGAAAACUUUAUUUUUUUAUUUUUUAGUAUAAAAUCUAAAUAAAUUAUAUUAUCAUACUUUUCA
Molecule: messenger RNA, 2959 nt
Organism: Metopolophium dirhodum (rose-grain aphid)
Lineage: Eukaryota; Metazoa; Arthropoda; Insecta; Hemiptera; Aphididae
Product: ribonucleoside-diphosphate reductase subunit M2 B-like
Exons: 4
Coding region: 2479-2814 (111 amino acids)
Biological process (GO): deoxyribonucleotide biosynthetic process
Cellular component (GO): cytosol
Molecular function (GO): ribonucleoside-diphosphate reductase activity, thioredoxin disulfide as acceptor
Source: RefSeq, a predicted model, not a curated record